AUGUUUGCGCAGCACGGCAGUUUUGACAGCCGCAGGACAAACGGCAGCCCGUCCCCUUUGGUGACGAUAGACCUAACCACGAAAUUCACCACCCAGUACAACUUGGCGGUCAAGUACUACUUGCACAGAAACUUCAACAAGUCGUUCAAACUCGUGCAGCCUGUGGUUGAAGAGUUGAGGACGAAUCCUAACGUGGUAGACCCAGCUUUGGUGGCCAAGCUGGCGAAAAUAUACUUUUCCCUUCUGUCGCUUCUGCUCAACGAAGUGAUCAACACCAAGCUCUUGAGAUUGUCCAUUCCACGUCACUCCUUGAACUUUCCGGACUAUCUCAGCGAGAAGGAAGACACGCACUUUGCAGACGCCAUUCUGGACGAUUUCAACCACGACGGGCUUUACAGGCUUGUCGGCGACUUGCACUUGUCGGACAACGAGGAGAUUGUGUUGAUGUGCUUCAUGACGGAGUCCUCGAACAACAUGAAGACUGAGAGCCUGCAAAGACAGGUUGAGUCUUAUCUUUCCCUGCGCGGCUUGUACCCGGGCCCCAUCUCUGACUCGGAUCUUGGAGCUGACAACGGCGAAGGUAGCACGCUCAGGAAGAUCGUGCAACUCUAUUUGUCGCAGAUCAUCCUGAAGUAUCACGGAGUCGAAAAGGCAGUUAACGUUAUAGAGAGGAUGUUUGUUACAGACGAGACGGGCGUCCAGAAAUGGGUUGCGUGGAUCCUUGCCUGCGAUAAGACUGCGAGAAGCGCCAACAGUGAGGAGGAAGAUGACGACGAGAAUGACGAUGCGAUCUACGAUGAGUCGUACGGUGAGUCCGACGAUGACGGCUACGCCUCUGACAACACAGCAAUUACCACCAACACCACGGCCACCAUCACCUCCAAACCCUCGACCUCUCUUGCCGAAGACAGGGUGCACGGCUUGGCAGCCAGGACACUCUCGACCCAGUCGGCUCUCACCCACACCACUCUCACGGAAACCCCGCAUGCGGCCUCAAGUAACGGCUUAGAAUUACUAGAAAGUAAGAAGAAAGGCAGGUCCAAAACCAAGUCGAAAGGCAGAGGUAAAAGUAAAUCGAAGACGAGGUCUGGCAAAUCCGAUGACAGCAGUCUCAUAUCGAUGACGAAUAGCUACAUGACCCGACAGCUGACAACCUUCAAAGACCUUGUUGCACAUCAUGUAAGUAGAUACCCUUUGCUAGUGAGGUUGGCCACAUUUGUCAUUUUUCUUCUUUUAAUACUGGGCAGAGGCUCCGGGGGAUUGAACCAGGUGCAGCUCAAAAAAAGGUUAGUGGCUUUUUACUCGAAAAUGGUGCAAACCGCACAGCUGGCAUUCAAAUGUUCCUUUCUUUGA
Pichia membranifaciens NRRL Y-2026 is the source of this 1353-nucleotide messenger RNA. RefSeq lists its product as hypothetical. Lineage: Eukaryota; Fungi; Ascomycota; Pichiomycetes; Pichiales; Pichiaceae. The record is from RefSeq and is a predicted model, not a curated record. The transcript has a single exon. The coding region runs from base 1 to 1353 and encodes 450 amino acids.